GCUUUCUUGCCCCAUUCACUCGUCCUCCUUUCCCCAGUCUUCCCUUGCCGCAUCUUUGUCUUCCACAAACAGCCCUGUCUUUGAUCUUCAUCCUUCUCCCUCCAUGGACGAUGGCAGCCUGCAUAUUGUCAUGCUCCCAUGGCUAGCCUUCGGCCACCUGCUUCCGUUCAUGGAGCUCUCCAAGCGCAUGGCCCAACAUGGCCAUCGCGUCUCCUUGCUCGUCACCAAGAGAAACAUACAGAGGCUCCCCAGAGUUCCUCCCCAUCUCUCUUCUCUCCUCCAGUUUGUCGAGCUUCCCAUGCCAAGCAUCGAACACCUGCCGGAGAACGCAGAGGCGUCGAUCGACCUUCCGUCCGACGAGCUCAGACCGUACCUGAGGCAGGCCUUCGACACCUUCCAACACCAGUUAUCCAGCUUCCUCCGGCAAACGUUGCCCCGCGUGCCCGAUUGGAUCGUCUUCGACUACGCCGCCUACUGGGCGCCCCGAGUGGCCGCCGAGUUCGGCGUGCCGUGCGCCCAUCUUAGCAUCUUCAACGCCGCGGUGCUGAGCUUCAUUGGGCCGUCCGCAUCGUUAAUGGGCUGUGAAGGCGUGAGGGCGACGCCUGAGCAGUUCAUGGAGCUGCCUGAGUGGGUUCCUUUCGAGUCCACCAUGUUUUACAAGCCCUACGAGGCUCGCGAGCUCUUCAAGCCCUGCGUUCUGCCGGACGCCUCCGGUGUGUCAGAAACUUAUCGGUUCGGUAGGACCUUGGAAGAUUGCCAAUUGAUAGCUGUUCGGAGCUGCCCAGAGUUCGAAACAGAUUGGCUUCACCUUCUCGGGAAGCUACACAAAAGACCAGUGAUUCCCGUAGGAUUCUUCCCUCCCUCACCUCCGGAAUCAGAAACCGAUGCAGAAAGCGAAAGCAGGUGGCGCAGCAUCUUGCAGUGGCUAGCGAAACAAAAGCCAGAAUCAGUCGUUUACGUCGCAUUCGGCAGCGAGGUAAAGCUGACAAGCUCUCAAGUGCAUGAGAUUGCUCUCGGCCUGGAGCGAUCCCAAUUACCCUUCGUUUGGGCACUGAGAGCACCGGCAGACUCGCACGGCGGCCCCGCCGCGCUGCCGGAAGGAUUCGAGGAGCGGACGCAGGGGCGCGGGCUGGUGUGCUUGGGUUGGGUCCCUCAAGCCCGGCUCCUUGCGCACCCGUCCAUGGGCGGAUUCCUGACGCAUGCCGGUUGGAGCUCGAUCAUCGAAGGGCUCGCGCUCGGGCUCCCGGUCGUGCUCAUGCCGCUGCUGUUCGAUCAAGGUCUGAAUGCAAGAAACCUGGUCGAGCGGAAGAUUAGCGUGGAGGUGCCGCGGAACGAGGAAGAUGGAUCGUUCACAGGAGAGGGGAUAGCGACGACCUUGAGGUUGGUCAUGGUAGAAGAACAAGGUCAGCCACUGAGAGCAAAGGCCAAGGAGUACAGAGAGGUGUUUGGAGACGAGAAGCUGCAUGAUCGACAUGUGUGGGAAUUCCUCAAAUACUUGAUAGAACAUAGAAGACAACAAGCUUAACUCAGCUACAAUCGAUAUGAGAUCUCAGUCUUGUCGUCGCUGUUCUCUGCUUUAUUCGUGUUGUUGGAUUCUCCUCGGUCACAUGAAGCUUGGUGUCAACGUUACUUACUGCUCUGACCCCAAAGCUUCACCGUCUACUAGUAAUUCCAACUUGGACUCUGGAUUUUAAUGGAGAAUCACAUGCUCCAUCCAAUCUUCUUAAAUACUUAUCCACCAAAACCUCUGUGACUGUCUUACGCACGCAAUUACUUUUCCAUUAUGUCGUCAAGUUCAUUACAGUUUCUUGAUGUUGUUGGUGUUCCAAUCAGUUGAAUGGCAACAUUGUGAGUCUUGAUGAGA
Molecule: messenger RNA, 1864 nt
Organism: Musa acuminata subsp. malaccensis (wild Malaysian banana)
Lineage: Eukaryota; Viridiplantae; Streptophyta; Magnoliopsida; Zingiberales; Musaceae
Source: RefSeq, a predicted model, not a curated record